UCUCUCUCAGACACAUAGAAAUAUACAACACAUGCAUGUCAUUAUAAAUAUUUACACCUCACCCCUCAAUAUUAUCCACCAACUUCCCCCUCUACAAACACAACAAAAAGCUUUUCUCUUCAAUUCACUCAAAACACAAGAAAAUGGCCAUCCCCAAGAAAUCUACAAAACUUUCUCAAACAACAAUGCUUAGGCAUAUUCUGAAGAGAUGUUCGAGCUUGGGAAAGAAGAACGGAGGAGGAGGAUAUGAAGAGUAUGAUCUCCCACUUGAUGUACCAAAGGGACACUUCCCUGUCUAUGUAGGAAAAAAUAGGAGCAGAUACAUAGUUCCUAUAUCUUUUUUGACCAAUCUUGACUUCCAAUGUCUCCUUAGAAGAGCUGAGGAAGAGUUUGGUUUUGAUCACGACAUGGGUCUCACCAUUCCUUGUGAUGAACUCUUCUUUCAAGAUCUGACUUCCGUGAUCCGAUGAGAACUAUGUAUUUUCAACAAGACGAAGAACAAGUAAGCUGAAGGAGAUAGAGAUGGAGAUGGUUAAAGAUGAAGUUUUUUUAUUUUAUUUUUUGUAGCUUCUCUUUUUUUGAACAUCCUCUCUCUUUUCUUUAGUUUGAUGUAUUUCCUAUAUUUUCUCUGUUUCUUUUGUCAUAUUUUUAAGCUCAUCUUGGGUAUUUUUUGGGUCCAGUUUGACUCGUCUAGCCAAAAAAACCCACGAGAUGGAAAUUUUUGGGUUUAAAUCUCUGAAGAAAGCUUGUAAUAUUUUCCUCACGGGUAUUUGUUUAUUACUAAAUCUGCGAGAGACGUUAAUUAUUAUCUUUGA
Brassica oleracea var. oleracea is the source of this 815-nucleotide messenger RNA. Its product is annotated as auxin-induced protein 15A-like. The transcript has a single exon. Gene Ontology annotation, biological process: response to auxin. The coding region runs from base 144 to 470 and encodes 108 amino acids. Lineage: Eukaryota; Viridiplantae; Streptophyta; Magnoliopsida; Brassicales; Brassicaceae. The record is from RefSeq and is a predicted model, not a curated record.